Molecule: messenger RNA, 966 nt
Organism: Solanum stenotomum
Lineage: Eukaryota; Viridiplantae; Streptophyta; Magnoliopsida; Solanales; Solanaceae
Product: BURP domain-containing protein 3-like
Exons: 2
Coding region: 1-921 (306 amino acids)
Source: RefSeq, a predicted model, not a curated record
AUGCAGCUUACUUUUAUAGCAAGUACUCAUGCAGCUAUAUCUCCGGAAGUUUAUUGGAAAAUAAAAUUGCCUAAAGCUCAAAUUCCCAAAGUGAUCAAAGAUUUACUUUCCCAAGCAGAUGAUGGCAUUCUUGACACAAAGAAGAAAGUAUACUAUGGUUUACACCAACAUGGAGCCUGGAUUUUCCAUGCUGCUACCGAGGAUGAGAUUCACGAGUUAAAAAAUGAGACCCCUACCCAAAGCGAUCAUCAAGAUAACAAUUUCCUUUACAAACCUUACUUCUUCGAAAAAGAAUUAGUGAAAGGGAAAGUCAUCAACUUUCCCUCUCUAAAGAACAAAAACAAAGCACCAUUUUGGCCUCGACAAUUUGUGGAAUCCAUUCCCUUCUCAUCGAAAAAAAUCCCACAAAUUCUAAACUAUUUCUCAAUAAAUAACAACUCAAAAGAUGCUAAAACAAUUGAGGAAACAGUCAAAGUAUGUGAAGAACCCGCGAUGAAAGGAGAGAAAAGAAAGUGUGCAACUUCUUUAGAGUCUAUGGUAGAUUUUGGGAUAUUCAUGCUUGGAACAAACAAUGUUAAGGUAGUUACAACAGAGGUACAAGGAGAAAAUCAAAUGGUGCAAAAAUACACCAUUAAAGAAGUCGAACUCAUGGCUGAUGGACUUAACAUGAUAUGCCACAAACUUAACUACGCGUAUGCAGUGCAUUUUUGUCAUGGUGGAGGAGGUACAAAGACAUAUAUGGUAUCGAUGAUUGCUGUUGAUGGAACAAAGGUUAAAGCAAUAUCAAUAUGCCACAAAGAUACAUCUCUUUGGAAUCCAAAAGGAUUGCCUUUUGUAGUGCUUAAUGCUAAGCCUGGUGCUCCCUCUAUUUGUCAUUACCUUCAAGAUGAUCAAAUCGUUUUUCUCCCUUUUGUUUCAUAAGUUCGAUGUAAAUAUCAAGUGCAGGUAAAUAUAUAUAAUCCUAGA